GGUGACGCCCCUCCCUCUGCCUCUCUAGCAUCAGCACCUCUAAAUAGAAGAAGACGGCUUGGAGGAGAGAGAGGGGGAAAAAAAGGAUGCUCUCCGGUCCGCGAUGCUCACCCGGGUCGAGGAGACGCGACGAUGAGGCGACAAAGCGAGAGACGCCGGAGCGGCUGGGUAUAGUCACUGUUUCUGCACGUUUAUGCUGCCUCACUGCCCCCAUUCAUGAUGCACCAUUCAUGCAUCCCCAAGAAUGGGAGCACAUUUAGAGGAAAACAUAAAAAUACCCAUUUUAUAGUCGUCUUUUCUCCGCCUUUAUAAGACUAAUUCUCGCUUUAUGUGCCCACGAAGCUUUUUUUAUUAUUAUUCAUAUCGGUCAAGGUGAUGAAGAGCCCUAUUUUUGUCUUUUGAGGGCGCCGCGCCGUUGUAGGACUGAUACGGGAAAGCCGAGCAAACAAAAGGCAUCAACCCCACAGCCCCCCCAACCCCCCCCCCCCCCCCCUCCUCUGACGCACCUGGGCUGCCCUGUCGCCGCUUGACAUGACAGCGCAGAGCCGGGAGCAGAGCAGCAGGAUCAAGGGGCACCGACGUGCGGCCGCCCGCGUGGACUCGACGGGGAGCGGAGGAGCAUCCGGACGCGCGGCGGGGAAGGAGCAGCCGCCCAGGGGAGGCCAGGUCGCAGUUUCUGGGGACGAGCGCCAAGGGCAGUGCGGCAGUCAGCAGGCAGACCGGAGAGAAGAAGCUGCGAGAUCUGUGAUACUUCCCCCCCCUCCCCACCUCCCAACCCCCGGACCCCACGACGCUCUCACCUCCGUAUCAUCCUGAAAAUAUGACAGUGGCCGCUUUCACGUUUGACCAAUGAUGACUCUGACACUCCCUGUCAUUUAUUGUACUUGUUUUCUCCUUCAGUGAUGAUGGAGCAAUUCAAUGAUUUAGAUCCCGCUCUUCAAGCGAGGGUGGACCCCGGAGGAGACUGAUGUGCAUACUGGCCAGGCGUCAUUUGCUCCCUCCUUCUCUGGUUUUGCUCAUUUUGCUAGUCGCCUGCACUAUGGGCUGUAUUCAGAGCAUUGCAUGCAAGCCCCGUAUCAGACGGGAGAACAUUGUGGUGUAUGAGGUAUCGGCCUCUAUCGACCAGUGUCCCACCAUCAUCGAGGAGAACUCCCCGAUUGUGCUCCGUUACAAGACGCCUUACUUCCGGGCCUCGGCAGGGGUUGUGAUGCCACCGGUGCCCCGCAAUGAAACCUGGGUUGUGGGCUGGAUCCAGGCUUGUACCCAGAUGGAGUUCUACAACACCUAUGGUGAUAUUGGCAUGUCCAGCUGGGAGUUACCAGAGUUGCGAGAGUGUCGGGUCAAGGCCAUCAGCGACUCGGACGGCGUCAGCUACCCCUGGUACGGCAACACCACAGAGACGGUCACCCUGACCGGACCCACGUCCAAACCAUCGCGUCUGACGGUCAGCAUGAACGACAACUUCUACCCCAGCGUGACAUGGGCCGUGCCCAUCAGCAACAGCAACACGCCCAUGCUGACCCACAUCACCAGGGACCAGAGCUUCAUCACCUGGCUGGUGGCAAUGAACUCUAUCUCCAAGGAGCGCAUUGUGUUGCAGACGGUGCGAUGGCGGAUGCGGGUGGACAUCGCCGUGGACCCUGACAUGCCUCUGGGCUCUCGAGCCUCGCUGGUGGGUCGUCAUUACCAGGAGCAGCCGCACAUCCUCAACUACCAGGAGCCCAUCCCUCCAAACGCGCUGGGGAGGCCGAAUGCCAACGACGCCCAAGUGCUAAUGUGGAGGCCACGGAGAGGAGCGCCACUAGUGGUCAUACCGCCAAAAUAAGAGGGGUGAAAUGGUUGCAAAGACAGAAUAAUGAUUAUUUCCUCCGGGAUAAAAGGGGGCAGGUCAUGAAACCCAUCUGAGAAGAUGGAGGAGACGGUUUCAUUGCGCUGAAGAAGCCAGUUGCUCCUUAUCCCCGAAAGAUUUAAGCUGAGCAUUAUAACGAGCCAGAGUGGAUCUUACAUGAGCUGGGUGCCAGGAUGGGAGUCAACCACUAACUCAUUUCAAGGGCCUGGAUUGCACUACAGCUUUUUUGGCCCCCAAGAAGAUUUUGAAUGCAUUCAAGAGUCCCGCCUGCUUUUUAGUGAAGAAGGAGCGCUGUUUUUCGAAGUACCACGGAGGUAUUAGACCACAACGAGAACUGCACCCUGCAUCUUUAUGUAGAUCUUAUUGCAUGAGACAGUGAGAGUGGCAAGAAAAAAAAGUCCUUGAGAAGUUUAAGAAUAGCAUUUGUUUUGUAUAAAAUGAUACCUAAAGACAUUUUGAUUGAAAGGUCAGCCAAAAACCCCCUGUGGGCUGGUCACACCUGUAAAACCUGUCAGUGCCAACAACGGCCUUCAGCACUCAGCACCGAGGUAAAGGAUGUAUUCAGAGGAUUUAAAGGAGACAAAGUAUUAUAUUAAUCUUUUUAAGUUAAGAUUAACUCAUGCAUUAUUCAGAUUGUAUUAAGAGCACCAAGCUUGCAUAAACGUCUGAAAGAAAAACAACAUUGCUGUAGUUUUCCCUGGAGCUUUUCUCAUACACCGAAUUUAUGCACCAACUCCACAGCUUCUGUCCUGCUGCAGAGAUUUCAUUCAGAUGGGGGACAAGCUAUCAGAGAUGGGAGUUGGACCUUUAACCACAUUGGAUAAAUAAUGUCAGCUAAGCUUUCAAUAAGUGCAGUGUACAUGACUUGGAUUGGUGCCACACAACAGAUUUACAACAAGUGUGUAACUGAUGUGGCACUAAUCAGGCCACAUUGCACUACCAAGCUACACACAUCUUCCUUCAAUCAGGGAAUCUAAAUGUACACUUAAUAGUUCCCUUGCUGUUGAAUUAAACCAUAAAUAAUUUUGGAAAAUAUUAAUUUUAAUUUGUGGUAUUAUUUGACACUGGUACGUGGUCAUUUCUCAGUUUCUCCUCAUAUCAUUUAAUGAAUAUUACAUGCAGUAGUUCUGCAUGAUAAUCCUCGAUGGAGGUUUCCUGUGUCGUGGCAUGUCCAGUGGCUCAUCCUGGGCUCAGUCCAGGUUCCUGCCUGCCACUCCUCACAGGAGUCACAUGACUCAUCCUCCAUCUGUGCUUCUCUCCAGGUUCACUCCUCACCUUCCCGAUCUAACUGCUCCGUUUCUGUGGUACGUCCACCUCACCGCACUCGCCAUCUCCACCUAAGUACACUAAUUUGCUCUAUAAUUCACAACUAUGCAAGGAUCUGUGACUGUAAACCAAACCAGAAGGAGAAACAUGUGUAUUUUAUCUGCCUCAAUCAUUUUCUUAUUUGUCAGGGUCAAUGUGGGAAAAAUAAAUGGCUUUUGUAAAUGUAAAAAUACUCAGAGAUUAAAAUAGGUUAUAUUGAA
Molecule: messenger RNA, 3375 nt
Organism: Gasterosteus aculeatus aculeatus (three-spined stickleback)
Lineage: Eukaryota; Metazoa; Chordata; Actinopteri; Perciformes; Gasterosteidae
Gene: fam78ba
Product: family with sequence similarity 78 member Ba
Source: RefSeq, a predicted model, not a curated record